This is a messenger RNA of Bipolaris oryzae ATCC 44560, 558 nucleotides long. RefSeq lists its product as uncharacterized. The transcript is spliced from 2 exons. NCBI's taxonomy places the organism in Eukaryota, Fungi, Ascomycota, Dothideomycetes, Pleosporales, Pleosporaceae. The record is from RefSeq and is a predicted model, not a curated record. The coding region runs from base 1 to 558 and encodes 185 amino acids.
AUGCCAUCUGAUAAAGAUCGACUAUACGUUGCUCUUUACGCUCGUAGCGGGGCUCCAAAAAUGCCUGGUGGCGAGGAUAAAUAUCACUGGGCAUUUAUCAUCGGCCCAAAGAGCGAAGGACCUUCUGCGAAUGGAAGACGCUGCCAUGUGAAGGAGUCCCUACAAAUAAUUGAUGGAAAGCCUCAGAAUACCUGGGCUUACGAGAAUCUUGAGAUAACUCUGCAACCAACUUCUGCCAUUUUGGUUAGGAUUGCGAUUGGCAAAGUUGCAGAUGGAGCACGACUUAUGGAAGCUUUCGCCAGAACUCCCAUACGUGCAGGAUACGCGGGAUAUGAGAGUUGGAAUUGUGUUUCGUGGGUUCAAGAAGCCCUCACUUGGGCGGCUCAUGACGGAAAGGCGUUAGGGACUUGUCAUACUGAUUGGAAUUUUGUGAGGAGCAUUGCCAUGUGGUACGUUGAAAAGAAGGCCGCUGACCACCGUUUUGACGGACAAGGGCAAUUUGACACUGGCAAGGUAGCAACGUGGGACGCAAUGGAAGGGAAAGAACUUAUUCCGUAA